Molecule: messenger RNA, 2697 nt
Organism: Salvelinus sp. IW2-2015
Lineage: Eukaryota; Metazoa; Chordata; Actinopteri; Salmoniformes; Salmonidae
Gene: pkdc
Product: protein kinase-like domain containing
Source: RefSeq, a predicted model, not a curated record
UUGAUGUAAAUCUUCAGUCCACAUUGGAGAGUAUUCAUGAUCGAAACAUAACACAAUACAACUCGACGUGCAACUCGACGUGCAACACAUUUUCAUCACUUCAGGAUGAAACAAGAAUAUCAGGACCUUAUUCUGCAGGAGUGUGGUGCAAAGGCUCUGCGUGUUGGUGACAAAAUCCAGACGCUGUGGAGCGGCUAUGGCCAGAUUGUGAGGGUCCAUUUAGAUGGCUGUGACCGCCCCUCUGUCGUUGUCAAACAUGUCAUGUUCCCAAAGGAGGCCGAGCACCCUGGAGGCUGGAACACAGACCUGUCUCACAUGCGCAAGGUGAGGUCCUACCAAGUUGAGACGCACUGGUACCAGAACUUCUCCACCAAUGAUGGCUGUCGAAUGCCAGCCUGUCUGGCUGCUUGUUCAUACGGGGACGAACAGCUGAUCGUUCUGGAGGACCUGGAUGUGGUGGGCUUUGACCAGAGAAGAACCAGCGUUAGGGAUGCAGAGAUGAGGGCCUGCCUCAGCUGGCUGGCCCACUUCCAUGGCCUCUUCCUGGGGGUGGUGCCAGAGGGGCUGUGGCCUAUAGGUACCUAUUGGCACCUGGAAACACGCCCUGACGAGCUGAAUGCCAUGGAUGACGCCCAGCUCAAAGCAACUGCCGGGGAGAUUGACAGGGUCCUCAAUGAAUGCCGCUUCAAGACCAUCGUUCACGGAGAUGCCAAACUAGCCAACUUCUGCUUCUCUGGGAGUGGGCAGGGUGUGGCGGCAGUGGACUUUCAGUACGUGGGCGGAGGCUGUGGGAUGAAGGAUGUUGUCUACCUCCUGGAGGAAAUAGAGGAGAAACAGCUUGAAAAGAGGGUUCCCGGCCUGCUGGACUACUACUUCACAGAACUGAGAGCAUCAGUGACCAAGCAGGUGGACUUUGCUGCUCUGGAGAAAGAGUGGAGGGAGAUGUUUGCCUUUGCCUGGACAGACUUCCAUCGCUUUCUCCUGGGAUGGAUGCCAGGACACCGGAAGAUCAACAGAUACACUAAGCAGCUGACUAAAGAGGUGCUGAGGAAACUGAAACGGUGACUUAAGCCUCUGCCAUUUAGGCUCAUCAAUCACCUGCUGAUUGGACUGGGUUGUAUUGAGGGAUGUAGAUCAGAAAAACUGAUUUGCUGUGUGUUGUUGGGAGGAGAGCAGAAGAUUGAUUUAUUAGGCAGACUUUGAGCUAGAUUAUUGGUAUACAAUCAAACAAUGCACUGAAAAAGUUUUCCUUACAAGCUAGAAUGUUUAAAAUUACAUUUAAACUUACUUUAGCGGUUGUCUGUGCGGCUGCUUCUUCAGCUGCUCAAAAUUUGAGACAAUAUUCACUGAAAGUUGUUUACCCGACUAUUUAGGGCACAGGCACUGAAGUAUACAUUUCUAUCACCCAUAUGCACAAAACCAUGUAAACACCCGUUAGUAUGCAUCACGUGUGUGUACUUUAAUCGGUUUAAUAAUACUUUCCUGUGGAUAUGUACAACAUCAAAAAAUGGCCAGUUGAUGGACCAACACCACGGACAAUCGGCAGUUCAAAUAUCAUUUUAGUCAAUAUUUGACAGACAAGGGACGUUUAGUUUUUUUUCUAUGUAAGUGUGUAUGACGUUGCCUACACAAUUUAAGGAAUUGCCACGUUUCGUGACUAAGCUGCAAUUUAAUAUCUGCAGAUAGACUAAUAAAGCACUUAAUUCCCACCUUGCAGUGUUUUGGUUCUGCAUAGCUUGUAAGAAUUUGAGAACUUUUAACCAUCUUUUCCAUUGUAUCCAUAUUAUUUACCACAAAGAAUGACACAUUCACAAUGCUUUCUCUAUGGAGACAAGUUAACGAAAACAGACAACCAAAAUGUAGUACCACAGUCUAUGGAGACAAGUUAACGAAAACAUUUCUCUUUCCUUUAUCUGCACGGAUGUAAAAUAUGUGCUGGAUAGUUGAAGGCAUUUCCCUGAUAGCGACCCACAAUAGUACUUUCACCUAUUUGAAAUUUUCAUAUCAGUGCAGAUGAGAUGGAGUCAGAUCCAGCCAAAAUAACUGUAGUUAACGACAUAUUGUAAUCAGCGGUAGCACACGAGAUCCCUUAAAGACACCCCACUUCGAUUCAGCUAUGACCAAAAGUGACUUUUCGUAGCAGGUUAGGAGAGGAUUUUCCCUAACCCUUUUCCUAACCUUAACCUAAUUCUCCUAACCUAGUAAGUUUAGGGAAAGGGUUAGUGAAAAUGCUCUCCUAACCUGCAUCGAAGUGGCGCGUUUUUAGGGAGUCCAAGUGUUUCCCACUGCAGAAGAGUUGACAUAUGCCACACCCCCUUUGGAUCAGCUGUUGUAUAGAGCACAAUAGUAAUGGCGUCUUUUUAUAGGCACCAACUCCGGCAUGGCUCGUUGGCCAAAGCCUAUGGGGAAAUUAAAGUUAUUUUUUUAGAUAAACAGUGAAAAAGUAUCGUAAACACAGGCUUAGAUUUUACACGUUUUAUUCUAUGAGAUCAUGUUCAUCCGAUAACGUCACGUUUUGAACUUUGAAGCAGUCAUGUAAUCACAACAAGCACAAAAGGCAUUCAUUAAGGUCAUGUUAACUGACUAUCUCAGAACAAAAACGUGUAAGAUCUCCUUAGCCUGUGUUAAUCUAUAUUCGAGUGACCACUAACAAUGAAAAUACAUGUUCUCAAAGAUGGAAGGCAGGUGGGAGGAGGC